Molecule: messenger RNA, 490 nt
Organism: Capsicum annuum
Lineage: Eukaryota; Viridiplantae; Streptophyta; Magnoliopsida; Solanales; Solanaceae
Exons: 3
Coding region: 60-419 (119 amino acids)
Source: RefSeq, a predicted model, not a curated record
CACAGGAUAAAGUAAGGCGUAAAAGUCAUACAAGCGCAACGUGUACUGAUCUGCAUAGCAUGUUGAUAUCCUUACUUAUGGAGAACCAGUCUAAGGGUAUUAGUCUUAAGAUUGCUAUAUAUCAAGCUCCAGGAAGAUAUUUCUUCAAACCGGAAGUAGAUGCUGAAAGGUUUCUGAAACCUUCCCCUGAAAGUGAAAGUAAUCUCCCAGCAGCUUCAACAACAACAAAGGCAAGGCUUCUGCUAAAAGCCCAACAAAAGAAAAAUAAUGGCGAGGCUUUUCUUUGCAGUAAGACCAAGAAAAGAAAAACUUUGGUCCUUCCGAUAAUUCUGCUAAAAAGUGAUCUAAGAGGCUUCGAAUUUCAGUUCAAACUUGAAAGGGUACCGAUGGUAAAGUUUACAAGAACAAGAAAGGAAUAGUCAAUUUUAGAAACAAUCAAAUAAGGGUAUUUUAGUAAAUUUACCUGUUACCAUACAAUACCAUACCAUCA